AGGAGAAGCUAGGAAUCCAUUAUUGUGGCUUCCUCCAAUUUUUACUAGCUUUUUAUACGCAUUGUUAUAAAGCAGUGUUCUAAUAUCUAUGUUUAUACGUUAGCUAACGCGCGCGACUGAAUUCUAGAUCAUCAUAACAGGAAGAAAGCCUCUUGCUGCACUGACUUAAUCCAAGUCAUUUGGAAUGAAGCUCUGAGAAACCACGCAGGUUCUGCAUAGACAAGACAUUCUUGAUUUGCAGGCCUGUAUCUCGCGCCUUCUCAAGCAUCCGCAUACACUAUAUUGCAGCUCACACACUGAAAAACCUUUGCACGAUGCCCAAGUCUAAGGAAGUCAUGUCUUCUACCUCUGGCAGUGGCAGUGACUCAGACAGCGAGGCUGAGACCAAGGCCAAGAAGAGAAAGCAGGCUGUCCCAGAGAAACCUGCUGCUAAGAAACCUAAAGGAGGAGAGAGUUCCAAGCCUGGAGGAACAUCCAGAGAGAGCACCAACAAGGACAAGGAUGACAACAAAUUCCAGAUUGGGAAGAUGCGGUACGUGAGCGUUCGUGAGUUUAAAGGGAAGUGUCUGAUUGACAUCCGCGAGUACUGGAUGGACCAGGAGGGAGAGAUGAAGCCAGGCAGGAAGGGUAUCUCAUUGAACCCAGAGCAGUGGAACCAGCUGAAGGAUCAAAUCUCUGAAAUAGAUGAUGCAGUGAAGGCCAUAUAAGAGGAAGACUUCUGGCUGGAAUUUACAAUCCACCACUUUACAUUUUUAAUCUUGUUAGUGAAACAUUUUUCAAGGAAGAGAACAACAUUUUUUAAGUGACCGUCCAAGACAUUCUGUAUAUUUUAACUUAACAUUUCUGUUUACUUAUUUUACUGUUUUAGAAAACCCAAAGUAUGUUCAGAUGUAGCUAUGUGCACGCGUGCCUGUGUGUGCGUGUCUUGGGUUUGCUAUAAUAAUUCAUCAAUAAAAGCCAUUUAAAGGGAUUACAUUUUCUUU
This is a messenger RNA of Esox lucius (northern pike), 983 nucleotides long. It is a transcript of the gene sub1a, whose product is annotated as SUB1 regulator of transcription a. The record is from RefSeq and is marked provisional. Gene Ontology annotation, molecular function: transcription coactivator activity; DNA binding. Gene Ontology annotation, biological process: positive regulation of transcription initiation by RNA polymerase II. Gene Ontology annotation, cellular component: transcription regulator complex; nucleus. NCBI's taxonomy places the organism in Eukaryota, Metazoa, Chordata, Actinopteri, Esociformes, Esocidae.